GUCCGUACGGAGGAGGAAAAACGUGCGGCAUCCUUGGAUGCUGGCCUUCGGCGAGUUUGUACUCCGAAGAGGAGUUCGGGUAAGUUGGAGGUGGCCCCUGAAGUCUACCAACAGUGGAGAAAGGGCGGGCUGGAGCGCAAACUGCUGCUUCAGCAGUUUAUUGCUGCAGGUGCCAACAAGGAUGCCUUCAUCAAGCGAAUCGAGUACAUCCGCACCAAGUCCCGCGCCACGAAGCUGAAGGUCGACAGCGGGUGGUACACCAAGGAUGCCAUGAAGAAGGAUGUCGUUCAGUACUGCUUGCAGAAGCCGAAAGAGCUGAUUCGGUUCGAGUACUGGGUAGACACAGCAACCACGGGCACCUUCGAGAAGACCACUUCUGAAGCCCUGCACGAAACCCUUUCAGCGGAGGGCGUGCCUGAGGAUGUCACCAUUGGAGGCAUCAAUCCCGGAGAGCCCAUUCAUGAUGGUGAUGGUGGUGCAAGCUCAGGGAGCGAUGAUGAGUCCGAUGAUGAAGCGGACAGUGGGGCUGGAAGGGCUCGUAAAGCGGGUCGGGGCAAAGGCUCAGGAAAUGCCAAGCAGGAGCUGGAGGAGGAGAAAGCUCUUGAGGCCGUCGAGAACGUCCGCACGGUGAUGGCCAAUAUCCUGCGCACACAGGGGCGGCUGGAGGAUCUUUCCGUAAAGCUCCAAGCCCUGGGCACCGACGAAGCCCAGAAGAAUGAUGAGGCGGUCCGGAAGCAUGUCAAAGACAUCAUGGACCUCCAUGAUAAGAUGGCCGAUUUGAAAUCUCACUUUGAUGGACAUGGUGCCAUGAGCCCUGAGAAAACUGCAGAGCUGCAGAAGCUGGUGCAAAAGGUGGAAACAGCGUGCAGCCGUGCAACCAUGGAGGAUACGAAGAUCAAAAGGUGUGGGGCCUUCCGGGCAAACAGCUUUGUGUGUUUUCAAUGUCUUCGGCUCCUGCAAUCUCUUGGCUUGCUGCAGGAAGCUGUGCACCCUCCAAAGGACCACGUCCAGGCCUUCAUGAUGCACGCUUUCCGGGCGAAGUGUGCACGUGCACUCGGGAAGCAUGUGCUGACAAAAGGGAUGCUGUUCCAUGGAGCACCUUGGGGGACUGGCUGGAAAACACUAUGUGUGGCUGAUGCUCCUCCAUUGUCGCAGAAUCGUCCAUCCUCGGAGCCUGGUCCUGCAGCAAAGGCGAUUGCCAAAGCGGUUGUCAGCGAGAGUCAAGCUUGCAACAUGGCUGCUGCAUUCUGGGGGGAGAUGCAGGAUUUACCUGGUGUUGAGACAACGCAGAGCGCAAGCUUUCUCAAGGAGGCUGCUCGUCUUGCUUCUACAGGGCAUGAGACCCGCCUCGGACAAUCUCUCAAGAAACACAACCUCUCGGCGAAGCUGAAGGUAUCGUACAUGGAUUGUCAUAUGUCAAAGCAGCAUCCUUUCUUGGGGAUUCGCGACUUCGUGCAAGGGCUGUCUGACGAGGGUCAAAUGGAAACUUUGUUUCAGGGCCAUGACCCAGAGGACUACGCUUGCUUUUGGGAGAAGUGGCGCACAGUGCAACCUGACCAUCCAGUUUUUGAUGUACACUCCGAGCGCCUGCACCAAGUAGUACCCGUCUGGAUACACGCGGAUGAGGGGACAAGCCAAAAAAAGAAAGGUUUGAUGGUUCUUUCAUGGCAAGGUGUUUUGGGCCAGGGCACCCAACGACAGCCCACUUCCAGCCUGAAUUAUUUGGGGCCAAGCGUCUCCACUCGAUGUUUGUUUUCGGUCAUGUCUACGCAACUGUACAGCAAGCCAUCCACGAAAAAACGGCUGCUGGCAUUGGGGGAAAGGCUUGCAAAGGAUCUACGCGAUUGCUUCGAGCAGCCCAUCGAUGUUGUUGUCAACGGUCAGGCCUCGCAGGUCUAUCUUGCUUGCCUUGCAAUGAAGGGCGAUUGGCCAGCAUUAACGAAAUUGGGGAACCUUCGCAGACACCAUCUUCGUGUCACGUGGACAUCUGAUGCUGGUGCCGGGAUCUGCCAUUACUGCAAGGCAGGAAUGCCCGGAAACGCGGACUGGCACAACCUGUCCUUCCGAAACAUGGCCGCUAUGAGAAUUGAUGCCCCGGCUCCGUGGUCCCCUCCGCCAGCGCUUAUCAGAUAUGUGCCGCACAGCAUGUCACAGGCGCCCUACUUCUUCCGCAUUGAUCUGUUCCACCUUAUGCACAAAGGCGUCCUUGCAGACGUCGCUGCAAACGCAAUCGUGUCCUGCUUUGAUUAUGGGCUGUUUGGCUGCACAAACCUGAAAAUGCUGAUGGCCUUCGUCUAUGAUGAUGCAAAGCAUUUCUGCCAGCAGAACCGGCUUGAGCUGCAUAUGUCGCAAUUGACAACCAACCAACUGGGGUUGACGCGAACCACCGACUACCCGUCAUGGUUCAAAGGCAAUGACACCCGCUCGCUUACCAAGUAUAUGGAGUGGAAGCUGACACACACCCUUCAUGAACUGUUUGGCCCCACUCUCGAGUAUUUUACUGAAAUCGUGGGGCUGCUAUCUUAUGGCAACAAGUUCAUGCACCUGCUUUACAAUGCUGGUUUGUGGCUGUCAACGCGGCAGCGCGACGACAUCAUUUCGUCUGGGGACAAGUUUGUGGCCUCGUUCAUGUCUCUGGCCCAAACUGCAUACGACAAUGAUCUAUGCCGCUGGAAGGUGCAAACCAAGUUUCACAUGCUUGGAGAGUUGAUAUUUUCCCUGAAGUGGGAUAGGGCCAGGGGGGCCAAAUCGCUCUCCCCACUAUCCUAC
This is a messenger RNA of Symbiodinium sp. CCMP2456, 2769 nucleotides long. Lineage: Eukaryota; Dinophyceae; Suessiales; Symbiodiniaceae. The record is from the annotation of a GenBank genome assembly.